AUGGCAAUAUCGGAGCCAGAUUUUGGCCUAGCCACUGCAUACAGCUUGGUAAUGGUUGUGGCCCUCCUGGGAAACAUUGCAACCAUCUGUAACUUUAAGUGCAACGACUGGUUGAGAAUCCACAAGUGUCAUGUGUAUAUCCUGGGCUUAGCUGUGGCAGACUUGGGUACGGCUCUGGUGCCGUUACCGGUGAACGCGUUGAUAGCUGCCCAAGGAUUAUGGCCGUUUAGUCGGCAGGCGUGUAUGGCUUACGACUACUUCCGAAUUGUGAUUGAGAACAACGGAGUCUUAGUAACCCUACUCAUCAGUGUGGACAGGUGCCGACUUUUAUGGUUGGAUUUUAGUAGUUAUAUCAGGGGAAGUACCCCGAGGCGCGUGUCGCUAGAGUUGGGCCUUACUUGGCUCUUGCCUGCCGUGGGUCACGGUGUAAUGGCUGUGGUGUGGAUCAUCAUUGUACCGCUUGAUGAGCGAGACGCGGAGACAACACCAGACUGUCAAGAUGUACCUUCUGAUGCUGACAUUCCAUUCAGCGCAUUGUACGCCGUACUUCUUAUCUUCACCCCGGGAUUGUUUCUCGCUGUUUUGAACACUUUCACUUUCAUCGGUGUUGCGCGUAAACUCAAGCGCCGACGCCAGAUUGCUGACGGGGUGGCGUUUCGUGGUCCUCCUUCCUCCAACUUGGCGCCGAUGAAAAAGCAACAUUCUGCAUUUCCGAGAAGUGAUAAUGAUAAUCCUGAAGUACUGUCGGCUAGAAUGAAAGAAUCAAAUAUUCCCUCACUGUCCUUUAACGUGGUUCAUGAUCAUCAGGAUGGCUUGUCAAGUACACGGUGUGGCAGAGAUGCUCGUCCAACACUGGACCGCACUUCGGAGGAGACUGCUCAACCCGGGCCGAGUGCCGCAGUGGAGAAAGUAGCCCAUUCACAUAAUGUGGUCUUCCACGGGGCCCUGAGCAUAUAA
Patiria miniata (bat star) is the source of this 957-nucleotide messenger RNA. RefSeq names its product alpha-1D adrenergic receptor-like. Lineage: Eukaryota; Metazoa; Echinodermata; Asteroidea; Valvatida; Asterinidae. Gene Ontology annotation, molecular function: G protein-coupled receptor activity. Gene Ontology annotation, biological process: G protein-coupled receptor signaling pathway. The record is from RefSeq and is a predicted model, not a curated record. The coding region runs from base 1 to 957 and encodes 318 amino acids. The transcript has 2 exons. Gene Ontology annotation, cellular component: membrane.